Closterium sp. NIES-65 is the source of this 1626-nucleotide messenger RNA. NCBI's taxonomy places the organism in Eukaryota, Viridiplantae, Streptophyta, Zygnematophyceae, Desmidiales, Closteriaceae. The record is from the annotation of a GenBank genome assembly.
AUGGCUCUCUUAGCGCGCCCCCAGAAGGCGGGGUUGCUCGCCCUCUGCCUGCUCGCGAUAGUUUCAGGAUCAACGGCCGCGCCUCUCGCUGGUCCCAAGUGCAAGAACCGCUUCCCCAAGUACCCGCUCUGCAAGUUUGUCAACGACAUGGCCACGUCGUUCAAACCCACCGUCGUCGACGCUGCCAGCGGCAAGACGCUUCAGAUUAGCGCCUACCAAAUCUACCACAAAUUUCACCGCGACCUGCCGGCGACGAAGCAGUACGCGUACGGCAUGGACGCGAAGACGGCGUCGUAUCCGGGGCCCAUUCUGAUCGCGAAGAAGGGCGUGCGCACCAAGGUGUACUGGCAGAACAAGCUGCUGGACCGCCAGCACAUGUUCACCAAUGACUUCACGCUCAUGCCCGGCAUGGCUAAGCCCAAAAUGGGUGGCAUUCCCAUGGUGGUGCACAGGCACGGAGGCGAGCAGGCGAGCGACUUCGACGGGCACCCCGACGCGUGGUUCACGCAGUUCGGCGAGGUUGGCCCCACCUUCAAGUCGCGCCUCUACCGCUACGGCAACCAGCAGAGCGCGUCGCUCAUCUGGUUCCACGACCACACGCUCGGGUGGACGCGGCUCAACACGGUGGCGGGGCUGGCGGGCGCGUACAUCAUCGUGGAUCCCAAGGGCGACGAGAAGAACCUCCAGUUCCUCCCGCAGCCCGGCACCUCGCGCUACGUGCCGCUCGUUCUCGCGGACCGCUCGUUCUUUGCCAACGGGUCGAUCGAUUACCCGAAUGUGGGGAUCGUGCCGAACGUGCACCCGAACUGGGUUCCCGAAUACUUUGGUAACCACCUUCUCGUGAACGGCGUUGUGUGGCCGUACCUCAAGGUCUGGCGCGCGCUGUACCGCUUCCGCGUGCUGGGCGGGUCGAACGCGCGCGUGUACAACCUCAAGUUCACGUGCGCGGGGCGUGGCGACUACCCCAACUUCAUGCCGCCGCUCAAGGGCCCCAGCCUUGAGAUCAUCCAGAUCGGUUCGGACGGAGGGUACCUGGCGGCGCCGGUGCGCAUGUCGUCGCUGCUGGUGCUGCCAGGCGAGCGGAUGGACAUUCUGAGUAUCCCGAAGGUGGAUAUGGGGAGCGUGGUGCGCGUGCGGUACAACACGCUGGUGGAGAUCAUGGACGCCAAGACGGAGCUGCCCAUCCGCGUGACCAUCGACGGCAAGAUGCACCACGACCCCGCCACCGAGAUCGCCAAGGAGGGCACGGCGGAGCUGUGGAACAUCAUCAACCUCAGCGCGGAUGCGCACGCCAUGCACCUGCACCUCAUCCAGCACCGCGCCAUCUCGCGCCGCCCCUUUGACAUCGCCAAGUUCCAGGCGGGCAAGUGCUCGUUCAAGGACAAAAGCAAGCCCAGCUGCUACACUGGCCCAGCUGUUGACGUGAACGCGAAUGAGCGCAGGUGGAAGGACACGACCCUGUCGCAGCCUGGCGAGGUGCUCACAAUUUACACUCCGUUCUACCAGCAGUCGGGGGUGAAGACCUUCGAGUUUGACGCGAGCCGCGGGCCGGGUUAUGUGUGGCAUUGCCACAUGCUGGAGCAUGAGGAGAAUGACAUGAUGCGGCCGCUCAUGAUCACCAAGUGA